UGGCAGCGCUCCCGUGGCUUUGUCGCUGUCUCUGUCUCUGCCUCUGCCUCUGCCUCUGCUCCUCCUGACGAGAACUCCGACCGCACACCCACCGACAUCUCCUCGCCACUUAUCCUUCUCUUGCCUUGUAUUCUUUGUUCGACCGUUGAACCCGCGCGCCUUGUACCACUGCUUCUUUGCCGGCGCGCCUGGGUGGAUAUUGUACACAUUCCACUUGCUCCAGCUCCCGAUCCCAGCGGAGCCACUCCCCUUCUCCCGACCGACGACACGACUACGCUUUCUUCCAACACCACCACAGCACGCUGCACCGGGCAGUCUGGGUAGCCGCUGCCUCCAUGCGUGUCUAGAGAUUGCUCCAGUCCCGCUCGGGACCCCGUCGACCAACUUCCUGCCCGCCACCGCCGACCGGUCGUGCGAGAAGACCGUAUACUUAGCCUUUACAUCUCCGCCAAGCCGCGAUUCGACCCAUUGAUCCUUCGACCAUCGCCGACUUCACCAACGAAACCCAGCCGGCUGUCACCACGGCCGAUCAGAUGGCUGAGGUACUCUCGCCACUUUCUUCACCUUCCAGCACCAUUACGAUGCUGCAUUCUCGACCUUCAUCCUCAGACGCGUUCAACGGCUCGUCUCAACAAUACUCUUCUUCUCCUCGGCAAGGGCAACAGACCCGAAGCAUGCACAAUGGACAAAAUGGCAGUUAUCGGAGCACAGCCGCUGCUCCCGUACAGCCUUAUGCCUUCCAGAGCACACCGAAUCUGCGGCAGGAAACCCGCAGCGUCUCUCAAUCGGCGGUAUCACAUGGCGUUAUCGGUCAAAAGCCUGCACACACGCACACGCAGUCUGUGUCGAAUUCUUCGACCACAUCAUCAGAUACCUCCUCCCAACCGUCGGCGAAGGACGACUCGGUGAUUGGGUCGAAGAACUCGUCCUUGAUCAAUCUCUCGUCGAGCGUGCCUGACUUAUCGCUCACCACUUUCGAUCAACCUGCGAAGCCGUCACCCGGUCGAUAUCGUCGAGCCGGACAGCGGACUGAGUCUGGCACCAGCACACCAAAGGCUACGACACCGUCAAUUGCGACGUCUGCCGGACCAUCCACAUCCAACAGUGGCGAUACUGGUGCGGAAGUAUCAGUUUCGCAGCCGGUUCAGCGUAGAGAGAGCCAAGAUGACAUUGCAGUGAAAACGGGCAGUGCGGAAUUGGCAAAGCGUUAUAGGAGACGCAGCAUGAACACCAUUGACACCGUGUCGCACACGGGCGCUGGCACUCAAGGACCCGCGCCGUCACAUGGACCCAGCUCCUCAGUGGCGACUACAAUACGCCCGGUAUCAUCGCACACGCGGUCGGGAAGUGAUGAAAGCUCAGCAUCAAUCAGGAAACUCGAAGGAGCAACACAAGAUGGUGCUAAGAACGCAAGUGGACUCCGACCAGAGGGACUGAAGGCUGUUGCCCCUGGAACAUCUUCCGAAGCCAGCAAGCGUGCGAGAGCACCUUCGCCACUCUCCAAGGAGGCCGAGACAGAGUCUUCGCCCGCAAGCGCUGCGCCCAAGCCUAAGACGUACGCUGCGGCAGCGCAAGCUGGCGUUCAAGCGCACGCUCAAGCACAGUCCGCCGCGGCCCAGCAGCUGGCUGCCGUGUCGGAUAAGGAUCUCAACAAGGGCAUGAAAUCACGUCUGCGACGUGCCUUCUCAUUUGGCAGCGCACAAGAGCUUCGACGUAGCGCAGCAGAGAACAGCGAUGCUGCUCACGCCGCUGCACACCACGCCCAGCAAACGAGAAUGCAGCAUCAGCAGCAUAUCGAUGAUGAGCUCGACGCCGAACAGCAGGAGAUCGCUCGCAAGCAGGAAGCCGCUGGUCUCGGUAACAGCAUAUAUGCCAACACGUCGGUGGCCUUGACUGGCUCAACUGACAACAUCUCGAUUUCUUCGACCGCAUCAUCGGCAUCGAUGAUGUUGCGCAAGAUGGGUAGAGGGGCCAAGAAGAGUGCUAGGAGCAUCAAGGGCCUAUUUCGGCCGAAGUCGGUCAUCGGCGUACCAGCAGCUGACGGACCAGUAUCGACUCAAGCCCAGCCUAGCGUUGCGCAAGUGUCCAUGGUUAGCGUGGAAGCUGAGCGACAAAAGGUGAAUGUGGAUGCACAUCCCGCGGAUAAACACGGGAUUACAGGCUUCCCGAAGUUGGAGCGCAAUUCCAUCGACGCUGCGAACAACAUUGGCGCAUCGUCUACGCGGGGAUCUGGAGACCGGUCGGACUCCUUUUCGCGCCGCAGCAUCGUGGGCAGCGAUAAAGACCGCGCUGAAGUGCUAGCCGCAGUGAAGAAGGGUAUCCUGAAGCGCUCAGGCACAGCUUCUCCCACUGCUUCUCCAGUGAUCAAGCCGACCGACGCCCAGAACAACUCGGAAAGUCCAUCCUCCAGCAUGCCGAGCACGCCCAAGGACGGCAGUCGCAACGACUCUAUGAAGAAUGCGGCGAAUGGCGACUACUUCAGCCCACGCCUUGCUUCCAUGGCUAAGAGCAUGCCCAACACGCCUAACGGGUCACGAAAUAUAAGCUUCAGUCCACGAAUACAGUUUCACGACGUGUGGUCCAGCACCGAGUAUGACCGCAGAGGCGAGAUCGCCACUUGCAAUCGACUUACGCCCAUGCUCGCACAGCAGAUCAAGGAGGAACUCAAUACCUUCAAGAUGGAGAUGGAAGUGCACGAGUUGUCGAAACCACACACCCACUUCUUCUAAUGAACACAAAAUAUGACUGAAAAGCUGGCGAAACGACACGCAUGAAUCGUACGGAGCCAUAAGAGCACAUCACAACACCUCACAGCGAUGCCGCAUUUUCUUGCCGACGCAGAUCGGGACGGAGUAGGAUAUCAUCUAAUCUUUUUGACAAUGGGUAUUGAGCGACUGGGGUUAUCAUAAAGCGGGCGUCCGGAGAACCGAGUCUUGUGCAGAUGGCGGCGUUCUCUCCUUGUGUAGGCACGGAACAGGAUCGCGGGAAAGAGGGGCACCAUCCUCAUCACUUCACUACUUUUUUGUGACUGGAUGUUGUUAGGAUUGCAUACUCUCUUGCAAAAGUCACAAGCUGGAUGCGAGGUGGGCUGAAGCUUGACGACUUAAUUGGCAAGCGCAAGUCAAACACGAACGAGUAGUGGUUUGACAUGGAUGCAUACAAUGCUAUUCACCUUGACCUCGCUCACUUGAGCAUACUCUCAGGUUCACACUGCGUGGACACAUCUUUUCAAAUCUACUGC
Molecule: messenger RNA, 3241 nt
Organism: Cercospora beticola
Lineage: Eukaryota; Fungi; Ascomycota; Dothideomycetes; Mycosphaerellales; Mycosphaerellaceae
Biological process (GO): actin cytoskeleton organization
Molecular function (GO): actin binding
Source: RefSeq, a predicted model, not a curated record